CAUGGAGGGAAAUUUACGCUAUGAAAAACAAUAUAGUGAAUCAGGAAAAGGUAAAUUAUUAGUUGCUCGAUGCUUUAUACCGAAGGGCGCAGAGAUAUUCUCUGAAGAACCAUUAAUCAGCUGUCAAUUCGCCUGGAAUAAACUAUAUAAAUACAAAGCGUGUGAUCAUUGCAUGAAACCUCUAGAGACUGCGGAAGAAAAUGCAAAAAGAUUAACUAAUGAUCCUGAGUUGGCCCUACCGUUUAAAGAACAAUGCUCUGUAACUAAAGAAAGGCAUACACAGUGCCAAAAAUGCCAGGCGGAAUACUGUAGUCAAGAAUGCCAAACACAAGCCUACCAAUUAUAUCAUAGAAUGCUAUGCGACAUGCUGUCCUCUCCCUCUUCUUCGUUAAACAAACUACAAGAAAUUUGGAAAAAUUCUCAUUAUCCUCCGGAAACAUGCAAUAUUUUACUUAUUGCUAGAAUGAUAGCUCGGAUUCGACAAGCUGAAAACCCUAAGCUUAUGUUUCAAGAAUUCCUGUCUUUCGUUCAUGAUACUUCAGAUCAAGAACAGCAGUAUGUUCAUAAAUUACUUGGAAAUCAAUUUUCGGAAAUACAAACUAUGGUUAAUAGCGAAUUAAGAGAGGCCCUUUUUGAUGAAGAUUUAUCAGAGAUAUUUUCAAUUGAAGGUACCCAAAAAUUUUUAUGUCUUAUCGGGAGAAAUGGACAAGGAGUUGGGACAAGUUCUUUUGGAACAUGGGUAAAAAAUGUCGAAGACUUGGAAUUGCCAGAAUCCGAUAAAACAGCCUUAGAUUUACUUAUUGAUCAAAUUUAUGAAAAGAUGAAUGAAGUAAACGGACAUUUUUUAAACUGUGAAGGCUCUGGUUUGUACUCAUUACAUAGCUGUUGCAAUCACAGCUGUACUCCAAAUGCGGAGGUUCAGUUUCCAUAUGGGAAUCAUACUCUACAACUUGUUGCAACUAAGGAUAUUGAGUCUGGAGAAGAAAUUGAAAUUAGCUAUUUAGACGAUUGUCAGCUGCGAAGGAGUAAAGCCACUCGCCAACAGAUCCUGUUAGAAAAUUAUAUGUUCCUUUGUCAAUGCAACAAAUGCACAACCGAUCAAGAUGACGAGACCGAUGAGAGUUCAGAUGAUGAUGAGUCGGAUGAAAAUAUGGAAAAUUAG
This is a messenger RNA of Dimorphilus gyrociliatus, 1162 nucleotides long. The record is from the annotation of a GenBank genome assembly. NCBI's taxonomy places the organism in Eukaryota, Metazoa, Annelida, Polychaeta, Dinophilidae.